Porites evermanni is the source of this 763-nucleotide messenger RNA. Lineage: Eukaryota; Metazoa; Cnidaria; Anthozoa; Scleractinia; Poritidae. The record is from the annotation of a GenBank genome assembly.
AUGAAAGUUGAUCGGGAUAUUCAUAUUAUUGGUAAGCUGGUAGCGAACUUCUUUUUAAAGAUUGUUUAAAUUAGCGACUCUGAUGAAGAGUAGUCACCAUCAUUUUAAAAGUAAAGAACUAAUAGUUCCUUUUGGAAGGUGAAGUGCUGCGAGCAGAUCGUUUAGUUAUCAUAUUUCGCGAAAGGACGCUGAAGAGAAAGCACGUGCUUGAGCCAACGUUGUAAUGGUAAGCUGUGUUGCUGAUCCACACAAAAUCGAGGCAAAGUGUGCCACUAACAAACCUCAGGGAUCAAACUGGUAUCUUAGUGAAAUAGGUCUGCUGCGAGCGUAGCGGGCAGUAACAAAUGUUAACUGUUAGGAUUGAAAGACUAAUUUUUGACCUCUUAAGGGAUAUUGGGCUCAUACCUUUUGGAGGAAGCUCCAAACUUGUUAUUUCGGCUGAAAUUAUCAAAAAACUACAUCUAUUUACUCUUUUUUCCCAGAUGAAAUACAAAUCUUAAUCAAGAUGAUGGAUGAUACAUUGGCCACCAUAGCAGUGAACCCGAGCGACUCUAUCAGUAAUGUUAAGAAGAAGAUUCACCGAUUAUGCAAAUAUCCAUCAGAUCGGCUACGUCUGGUAUUUGCUGGCAAGAAGCUAGAAGACGACCUUACUCUGAAUCAUUACAAUGUCCAGAAUGAAUCAACUCUGCACUUGGUUCAGAGACUUCGAGGUGUUGCACGGAAUCUUCGCAGAGACGCCAACGGGAAUGAUGCAGAGAGGUAG